Platichthys flesus (European flounder) is the source of this 4060-nucleotide messenger RNA. It is a transcript of the gene slc17a7a, whose product is annotated as solute carrier family 17 member 7a. The record is from RefSeq and is a predicted model, not a curated record. NCBI's taxonomy places the organism in Eukaryota, Metazoa, Chordata, Actinopteri, Pleuronectiformes, Pleuronectidae. Gene Ontology annotation, biological process: transmembrane transport; regulation of synapse structure or activity; synaptic transmission, glutamatergic. Gene Ontology annotation, cellular component: excitatory synapse; synaptic vesicle membrane. Gene Ontology annotation, molecular function: L-glutamate transmembrane transporter activity; neurotransmitter transmembrane transporter activity. The transcript has 13 exons. Bases 55 to 1863 code for a protein of 602 amino acids.
GACAGGAGUGCGCGGGACAUCGGCACACCGGGGCCGGGUCAGGGAGCUGUAAGGAUGGAGAUCCGACCGGACAGGUUUAAGGCGGCGGCGGGGAAAACUCUGGGGAAAAUUCACAGGCUGAUAGAGAAGCGGCAGGCCAAUGGAGAAACCAUCGAGUUAUCAGCGGAGGGCCGCCCUGAGCUGGUGGAGGAGAAAGAGCUGCCGGUGGUGGACUGCACCUGCUUCGGUUUGCCCAGGCGCUACAUCAUCGCCAUCCUGUCUGGCCUGGGGUUCUGCAUCUCCUUCGGCAUCCGGUGCAACCUGGGUGUGGCCAUCGUGAGCAUGGUCAACGACCACACUGUCUACAAAGGCAACAAGGAAGUUCUUGUGGCUGCACAGUUCAGCUGGGACCCUGAGACAGUGGGGAUGAUCCAUGGCUCCUUCUUCUGGGGCUACAUUGUCACUCAGAUCCCAGGAGGCUUUAUAUGUCAAAAAUUUGCAGCCAACAGAGUGUUCGGCUUUGCCAUAGUGGCCACCUCUGUCCUCAACAUGCUGAUUCCAUCUGCCGCUCGCUGCCAUUACAGCUGUGUCAUACUGGUCAGGAUAUGCCAGGGCCUUGUUGAGGGUGUAUCAUACCCAGCCUGCCACGGGAUCUGGGCCAAGUGGGCGCCGCCACUGGAGAGAAGUCGAUUGGCCACAACAGCCUUUUGUGGAUCCUAUGCAGGGGCUGUGGUGGCCAUGCCUUUAGCUGGGAUACUGGUGCAAUACACUGGGUGGCCUUCGGUAUUCUACGUCUAUGGCUGUUUUGGGAUAUUCUGGUAUUUGUUCUGGAUCCUGGUGUCGUACGAGAGUCCUGCAGCACAUCCCACCAUCACAACAGAGGAGAGGAAGUACAUCGAAGAUGCAAUCGGAGAGUCUGCAUCAUUUCUCAACCCUCUGCAUAAAUUCAAAACCCCGUGGAAACACUUCUUCACCUCCAUGCCAGUCUACGCCAUCAUUGUGGCCAACUUCUGCAGGAGCUGGACCUUCUACCUGCUGCUCAUCAGCCAGCCGGCCUACUUUGAAGAGGUCUUCGGCUUCGAGAUCAGCAAGGUGGGCAUGGUGUCCGCUUUGCCCCAUCUGGUGAUGACAAUCAUUGUGCCAAUUGGAGGCCAGUUGGCCGACUACCUGAGAACCCACAACCUGAUGUCCACCACCAACGUCCGGAAGAUGAUGAACUGCGGAGGUUUUGGGAUGGAGGCGACCCUCCUGCUGGUGGUGGGAUUCUCUCACACUAAAGGUGUUGCCAUUUCUUUCCUGGUCCUCGCGGUGGGCUUCAGUGGAUUUGCAAUCUCAGGGUUUAAUGUCAAUCACUUGGACAUCGCCCCUCGAUACGCCAGCAUACUGAUGGGCAUCUCAAACGGGGUGGGAACAUUAUCAGGAAUGGUUUGUCCUCUCAUAGUCGGAGCCAUGACCAAACACAAGACACGUGACGAGUGGAAGUAUGUCUUCCUUAUAGCUGCCCUCGUUCAUUAUGGAGGAGUGAUUUUCUAUGGAAUCUUUGCGUCAGGAGAGAAGCAGCCAUGGGCGGACAUAGAAGACACCAGCGAAGAGAAGUGUGGCAUCAUCGACGAGGAUGAACUGGCCAAUGAGACAGAGGAGCUCUACCGUGGAGGCGGGCAGUACGGGGCCAUGAGCAAGCCCGUGGUGGGUUCUAACGGGGGCGGAGGAGGAGGUGGAGGAGGAGGGGGAGGAGGAGGAGCCGGAGCCGGGUGGGUGUCGGACUGGGAUAAGUCUGAGGAGUAUGUUCAACCGCCUGGAUACAACUCUUACAGGCACGGCGGAGAGGAGGAGAGGGAGCAGACACCGAAGAGCAACGUGAUCCAACAAAUAAUCAAUAAAUAAAUCAAUCAAAUCGAGAUAAAGGAAAAGAGGAAGAUUCUAAGAGUCACUGCAACACUGAAUGGACCUACUGUGUGCUUGUGUACAGUAUUAACUGCUGCACAUAUCAAGAGUAUGCAUUCAAUUAAUUCCAUUGUGCGUGUGUGUGUGUGUGUGUGUGUGUGUGUAUGUGUUUGUGUUUGUGUGAGUGUAAGCAUUGCAUGAAGGUUUUAGUUGUUAACGUUCACAAACACAUCCAGUAUUCAUCUGCAAUAAAUCUCCCAGACUUCCUUCCUGCUCUUGGGCUCUUGAUGAUUGGUCGGGAGCAUUGUUUCCACAACUUUGCUGAGGAGAUUCUGUGUGUGUGUGUGUGUGCUGGUGGGCUUUUUGCGUAUACAGCAAGUCUCUCAAGCCACUGGAGUUGUGUGGCAUUUAAAUUUGUAUGUGUAAGCCACCAUCCUGCUGGUUAAGCACCUUUGGGGCCUUGGUUUCUAAACGUAAUUUUCUUCAGCUGACAGCAAUAUCAAUUUAAAUUUAAAAAACAGCAAAUUCUCUCUUCAUCUCAGUCUGUAUUACUGUCGAGGUUCUCAGAUAUUAUAGAAAUGAUAAAACAGGCUGCCCUAAAUGUGUUUUUGUAUGUGUGUGUGUGUGUUUGUGUGUGCAAGGGCGCGCGCACGAAGCUGCAAUGUGGUGUAUCGCUGAAUCUCACCUGGGCCUGACCUAACUAGGUCACGUCCAGCCAGGCCUGUGGGUCACAAAGCACACGUUACGACUCAUUCAUCUGACUCUUGUGACUUUUCCAUUUAGUGUGUGUCUGUGUGUGUGUGGUCGUGUGUGUGGUCGUGUGAGUGGGUGUGUGUCAUCUCUUUGGAGAGUUGGCCCAGGAUGACAAGUAGAGAGUGAUAGUUCCACCACUUAACCAGUGUGAGGAGCAAUCGUUAUAAUAUUCCCGGGCAUCACAGCUCGUGCUGCCUCUGCUGCUGCCUCUCCCUCCGUUUACCUCCCUGUGUUUUCUUCUUCUCAUCCUUUCAUCUGUCUGUACCGUGUCUCUAAAUGUCAUGUUUGAGUUGGUGGGUCAGAGUGUGUAUGUGUGUGUGUGUGUGUCGUGUUGGGUGCAGGUGCUGCAACAUUGUGCGGUGAGCAUGUUUUAAUGGGCACAGCAGCGCUUUACGGCGUCAUCUCUCUCUUCCUUUUACUCAUGUAACACAUGUAGGUUGCAGAUUCUAUGCCAGCACAGUCAAGUUGUCCGUGUGCCGUGUGCGGAGGGAGUGGUGGCACAAUAUGUGACGUGGCAGUGAAGAGCAUUGAAACAGGGUGGUCUCGGCAAAUAUUCAUCAUCAUACAUCAUCAGAGGGUGGGGUUUAAGGUUCGCUGACAAUCACGGCCAAUCACAUUAGCUCAUCUCAUGCCCUCAAUUUAAAAGUGUUAUCCUUGUCACCUUAAUGCAGCAGAGGUGAAGAGGUCAGAGGUGCAACAGCAUCCAGGAGGGAAACCAAACUGUGCAACAGCUUUUUGCAUCUGCACCUAGACAGAGCCAAAGUGCAUUCCUCCACCAAGGACCAAGACGAUUUCACACACUCAUAGAUAUCCUGUCCAGUAUUUAUGCUUGAUUCUUUUCAUCACAAUCAUGAAUUAUCCCAAAUGGUGAUAACACAAUGUUAAAGAAGGUGAAAGAAAUUCUUGGAUCCGUCCUCGAUCCAUAUCCAGAAUAAAUAUUUAAAAUCUAAAUUCAAAAGGUUCCUCACUGACCCAUACUGCAUCCUUCCACCAAGUUCUGUGCUAAUCAGUCCAGUAGUUUUUUGCGUAAUCGUGCUUUCAGGGGUGAAACCUCCUUGGCAGAGGCAACAACUUGUGCAUGCACACAGACACACAAACAAGUUAUGCUUUCUGCUUGUUCUCACAGGUCAUGUGCUGACACUUAAUGUUUUACUUUUAAGAUUAAAAGCAUAUUUGCAGGCAGCUCUUUCUCAGACCGGGAAUCCAUUUCUGUUUAACUUUAGGUUUGUGAUAUGAGUGGAGUGAAAGUGGAAGAGUGGAAUGUUAAAAUAUCCAGAAUCAUCUGAAUCAAAUGAGGGUUUAAUGGGAAAAUGUGUCAAUAAAUUAUCUUGAAACGUGACAAAGGCAAAUCACCAUUGAGUUUUGAGUGACACGUCUCAAAGACAUGAAUGAUCAUUCCUUUUUUAAAUGUCGUAUCAAUGUAUUUCUGAUCAAGUUUCUUCUG